Messenger RNA from Prorocentrum cordatum, 1279 nucleotides. Lineage: Eukaryota; Dinophyceae; Prorocentrales; Prorocentraceae. The record is from the annotation of a GenBank genome assembly.
CAUCGCUCCAGAGUCGUACAUGGGAGACUAUUCGCCAGCUUCUGACAUCUACUGCAUCGGAGUCAUCAUGUACAAGUUGCUGACGGGAAAGUUCCCGUCCAGGCCGGACAUCUUCGACGACCUGCCUGGCGAGAAUUGGGUCGGCAGCCCCGCGAUGAAGCGCAUACGGGAUCGUCUCAUGAAGGAGAAGGUCGACUUCACGCGAGCUCCGCUCGACAAGUCGCCAGAGGCUCAAGACCUGGUGAAGAAAAUGAUGGCCAUCGAUCCCAAUGCGCGCCCCACCGCCGCGGAGGCGUUGGAGCACAAGUGGUUCAAACUCGGCGGCGACACCGUGCUGGAGCCCGCCUCCACGAAGUCCGCCUCCGCGAAGCCCACCGCGGAGACCUCCCCGGCCUCCGCCAAGUCCACCGCGGCGGGCAGCGGCCGGGCCUCCCCGGAAAGCGCAGCCAGCUCGCCGCAGGGCGGCCCGCAGGAGGGCCCCGCAGAGUGCGUCCAGGAGAAGCUGGCGCUCCCCGGCACCCCGCAGGCCGAGGAGAAGCCGAAGCUGCCGGGCGAGCCGGAGUGAGGGAGCGGCCGCCGCGCACGGUUGUUGCCCGUAUCUUUUUUUACGUGCCACCUUCAUUGGUUGCGUCGGCCAGGGUCUGCCGCGAGCGCGAAGCGCUCGUGACACUCUGAGCUGCCGCCGCGCAGGUGUCUAGGUGAUGACCUGUGCUCCUGGCAGCCGCGGUCAUCUGCUCAGCAAAGCUGUCUCAUCACAUGGUCGCGUGGCCUCUGGACAUCCAGAGGUGCCCUCCCCUUUAUUCCAGAGCCUCCCUGGCAAAUCCCUGCGGACAAGACGAUAUGACAUUGAGCGCAUUGCCGUCGAGGCAGUGUUCAAGGCCUUGUUGCGCGCCUCCAGCGCUCGGCCCGUCUUUUUUAUUGAACGCGCUACUUCAAACGGCAUCUUUGAAGGAGCAGCGCUGAGAUGGAUGUACAGGUGUUGCGCCUUGGGAUCUUGUGACGACGAUCCAAGGCUUUCGCAGAGCGGAUCCAUGAAAACAGCGUUUCGCACACUUUGGAAGAGGAGCAGGAGUUCGUACCUAUGCUUUAGGGCGUGGUUGCCAGGAACGGUUCCGACCUCUUGUCGAGGCAGGCUUGCAUUUGUGGAGUUAUCCGAAGCGAUGCGAGGGUAGGUCGUGGGGCGGCUCGAUUUUUGGCAUCCGAGGGACUUAUGCGUAUCUGGCGUUUGUUCAUGAUUUGUCCUUGCCAGCGCUACUCGCAUUUCUCGCACCUUCAGCAG